Molecule: messenger RNA, 11376 nt
Organism: Condylura cristata (star-nosed mole)
Lineage: Eukaryota; Metazoa; Chordata; Mammalia; Eulipotyphla; Talpidae
Gene: KCNA2
Product: potassium channel, voltage gated shaker related subfamily A, member 2
Exons: 3
Coding region: 671-2170 (499 amino acids)
Biological process (GO): protein homooligomerization; potassium ion transmembrane transport
Cellular component (GO): axon terminus; juxtaparanode region of axon; membrane
Molecular function (GO): protein binding; delayed rectifier potassium channel activity
Source: RefSeq, a predicted model, not a curated record
GCACAGCGGGCAAAAAAGGGUCUGCAGCUUCUGUCUGGCAGCGUUGCAAUAAUAGCAGCUCAUCUCCCGCGGGCCUGCCUCCCUCGCCGGGCCGGGGAUAGCUGCUAUUGACCGUUUCUUCCUUGCCUACUUCAUUAUGUUGGCAGGCGGCUCUCAAGACCGCUCAACUUCUGGCCCCCUCCAUCUUUCCAGGUCCCGGUUCCCCGGCCCGGGAGCACCCAGCUGAGUUCUGCACGACGUUCGGGCUCCAGACUGAAGAUCGCUCACUUGUCCUCAAGUCCUGUGCAGCCCUGAGCAGCCACACCACUGACCCUCCAGCCCAGCCCAGCCCUGGAACUCACCUCCAGGAACCAGAGCCUGCCCUCCUGCCUGGAAUGACUCACCAUUAUUUCUAGCUCGAGUGUGAAGACGUGAUGGAGCGUCCGGCUGCCUAUUUGUGUAUCUAGGACUCCCGCAGUCUCUGAUCAGCUCUGUGAGGAAGAGCGCUUUAGAUCCCUGCCUUGCCAGCCGAGCCAGGCUGUCUGUCCAGCUCUCAGGGAGCCCCGCGGGCUCUCCUGCCAGAGCCCAGGCCAAUGCUUCUGUGUUUCCCGGGGCCGCUAGCUGCACCCUGAGCUCCCUGCCACCAGGCAGCUGGAAGGCGUAGCGUGAGGCGCUUCCCUCAGCCCCAAUUAUGACAGUGGCCACCGGAGACCCAACGGACGAGGCUGCUGCCCUCCCAGGCCACCCGCAGGACACCUAUGACCCCGAGGCUGACCACGAGUGCUGUGAGCGGGUGGUGAUCAACAUCUCGGGCCUGCGGUUCGAGACCCAGCUAAAGACCUUAGCCCAGUUUCCAGAGACCCUCUUAGGGGACCCAAAGAAGCGCAUGAGAUACUUUGACCCCCUCCGAAAUGAGUACUUUUUCGAUCGAAACCGCCCCAGUUUUGAUGCCAUUUUGUACUACUACCAGUCUGGGGGCCGGUUGAGGCGACCCGUGAACGUGCCCUUAGAUAUAUUCUCUGAAGAGAUUCGGUUUUACGAGCUGGGGGAAGAAGCCAUGGAGAUGUUUCGAGAAGACGAAGGCUACAUCAAAGAGGAAGAGCGUCCUCUGCCUGAGAAUGAGUUCCAGAGACAGGUGUGGCUUCUCUUUGAGUACCCAGAGAGCUCGGGGCCGGCCAGGAUUAUAGCUAUUGUGUCGGUCAUGGUCAUCUUGAUCUCCAUCGUCAGCUUCUGCCUGGAGACGCUGCCCAUAUUCCGGGACGAGAAUGAAGACAAGCACGGUGGUGGCAUGACCUUCCACACCUACUCCAACAGCACCAUCGGGUAUCAGCAGUCCACGUCCUUCACCGACCCCUUCUUCAUCGUAGAGACGCUCUGCAUCAUCUGGUUCUCCUUUGAGUUCUUGGUGAGAUUCUUCGCCUGCCCCAGCAAAGCCGGCUUCUUCACCAACAUCAUGAACAUCAUUGACAUUGUGGCCAUCAUCCCCUACUUCAUCACCCUGGGGACCGAGCUGGCUGAGAAGCCAGAGGAUGCCCAGCAGGGCCAGCAGGCCAUGUCACUGGCCAUCCUCCGUGUCAUCCGGUUGGUAAGAGUCUUUCGGAUUUUCAAGUUGUCCAGACACUCCAAAGGUCUCCAGAUUCUAGGUCAGACCCUCAAAGCCAGCAUGAGAGAGUUGGGUCUCCUGAUAUUCUUCCUCUUCAUCGGGGUCAUUCUCUUCUCUAGUGCCGUCUAUUUCGCAGAGGCCGAUGAGCAAGAGUCCCAGUUCCCCAGCAUCCCGGAUGCCUUCUGGUGGGCAGUCGUCUCCAUGACAACUGUAGGCUAUGGAGACAUGGUUCCGACUACCAUUGGGGGGAAGAUCGUGGGUUCCCUGUGUGCAAUUGCAGGUGUGUUAACCAUUGCCUUACCGGUCCCUGUCAUUGUGUCCAAUUUCAACUACUUCUACCACCGGGAGACAGAGGGAGAGGAACAGGCCCAGUACUUGCAAGUGACGAGCUGUCCAAAGAUCCCAUCCUCCCCCGACCUAAAGAAAAGUAGAAGUGCCUCUACUAUUAGUAAGUCUGAUUACAUGGAGAUCCAGGAGGGGGUAAACAACAGUAACGAGGACUUUAGAGAGGAAAACUUGAAAACAGCCAACUGCACUUUGGCUAAUACAAACUAUGUGAAUAUUACCAAAAUGUUAACUGAUGUCUGACUGAACCCUAUUCACAUGCUCACUGCUCAGUGGAACUAAUGCAGAUAAAUAGCCUGCAUUGUAGUCAGUGUGUUCUACAGUGUGUAUCUGGUUCUGCAUGGAAAGCAAUAGUCGUGCAAGUGACUUUUGAUCUUUUGAUUUUUGAUUUAGAACACAGAAUAUCUAUCCAUGGCUUUCAUGCAAAUCAUCACCAGGUUUAUGGGUUUCCAAAGAUGGGCAUCACCUAUGGAGCCAGGAAUUCAGAAAGACACAUUGAGGCCACCUCACAUCAAAUACCCACCCUGCCACAUCCUUCCUAAUCAAUCACACACAGGACCCAGGAGAUGUGUCCCCCACCUCUACAACCCAUUUGAGCCUACCUCCCCCUGCACCGAGGAAAACCAUGGUGGCUUAACUUUAAAGCUUUAAAGGUAAUGAUUCAAAAGGUCAUUCCCUUUUUCUUUCUUUCUUUCUUUUCUUUUUUUUUUUUUUGCAUUGAAAAGAACACACAGUCCUGUGUGUUGAAAUUACUUUCUGUGUCACAGGCGAGGGUUUGUGAAUUGCAGUUGCCAAGUAGAUCCUCCGGAGGCUUGUGUUUCAUAACGGAAAAUGCUGCAUUUGGUUUUUCUCUGCAGUGUCAGUGUGAGGGAAGCCCAAGGGAGGGACAGUUAGUAUGACCCAAUGUGAGUUGUCAAGUUUCACAUUUGCUCCCUUAGGCCUGCCGGGAAGCUAACAAAGCAAGGGAGCUCUCAGCCUCAGAUUCUACCAUCCCUGCAGGCUGCAGGGUCACAAAACAUGUCUGAUUUUUUCGUUACACGGGAGUUUGCAGACAUCUGCUUUCCCAGGGCUACGUGGCCCGGCCACACUGACAUUGCAGAGAAAUGUACCAGUGAUGCGAUAGAGCUGCAUGGGUAUUUGUUGCAUGAAUCUCAAUAUUUAAAACACAGGAGAUAACCUAUUUUUCUCAGUAGCCUACACAGUAUUCAUAAUUAGAGUAUUAAUAGCCUUGGAAUGGCAAUGAACUAGGGUCCCCCCCACCCCCAACAGAAGGAAAAAAGCCCUUAAUCAGGAGAAAAAAAUAGAUUGACUAUUUGGAACAGGGGGGCCAAGACUCUAGCCCUCCAGGCCCCCCCCCCACCAAGUCCCCAGUCUUCCACAUGGGGGCACAGACCUCUGCAAAGCCAGGAGAGUGAACAGGGAAAGUAGAUCUAAACACCUCACAUGACUGCACCUUAGAAAUUAAUCCAGUCAUGCACUUGUACAGGUAACCGGGCAUCUGGUCCCGAGGACAGGCAAAUCGGUGGAUCCAGUGUAUAUAAAUAUAUAUCAAGUAUGUCGUACACGAGUUCCUCUACCUAGCUAGCUAUAGAAAAAAAAAAUUGCAUUUGAACCUUGUAUAAGCUUAUGCAAUAUUUUGACACAGGGCAAUUUAUGCAUGUGUUUGACUAUGUGCACUAGUGUAUAUAUAUACAUACCCGUGUAUAUAUAUAUGCACACAUCCAUCCGUGUGUGCAUUCGGGCACACACGCACACACACACGCACAUCAUCCUCUGGAGUUUAGGUCCAGAAGCAAAUCCACUGCUUGGUGGGUUGGUGGUCUAAGAGGCCUGAAGGGGUGAUGUGACUUCAUUGGUGACCCCACUGGGCCUGGUUUGCUGACAUUGCCUCAGACACUCCAGUCUUCAUGGGUUCUUAGAUGUUAAAAUUGUCUUUCUGCCCUCCACGUGCUGCAGCUUCAGUUUCCCGUGGCUGAAGCUUGUCUUACUGAGUGCACAGGGGCCCGAGGGCCCUUGCAUCUCCAGCUGUCCUGGGCCAGCGCCUCUCCUUCCCCAGGCCUCCUCUCUACAGUCCGUCAUGUUAAUCAUGUCCAUGCUCACCUUUUCCCACUGCGUUUGAUUUGUAUUGUCACUGGGCAGGAAGCUCACCCUGAAGAGGGCCCCUGGGAACCCAGUUCCGCAGGGCUGGACGGAAAGGGAACCUCCUCUACCUGCAAAAGGCCAAGACCGAGGGCUAGAGGUCCUAGCUGACCGAAGGCAUCAUUUCGGUUGACAGACUCAAACUCCCUCCCUGUGAAACUGGCACCCAGACUCACUUAGCGAGAACCAAAUGCAAUCGGGGUGAGGACCCCCUCCCUGGCCCCAGCAGCUGAGAGUGAGUGAGCACCGCACAGCUUACAGGGUGUUCCUGGAAUGGGUUGAGGAGGACAGGUUUUUGCCUCACACCCUGGCCUGCUUUGCCUUUCAGCAUAACAGCCGAAAUUUCCCAAGUCCAGUGACUUCUGUGGUCGGGCUGCCCCGGGCCUCUCAGUUGGCUCCAGGCACUUACAGUUACCUUGGGGGUGGGAUACCAGCUCAGGGCGCUAAGCCCAGGGUGCUCAUAGUUCUUGGUUACCCACAUCCCCAGGGGUCUGCAGGCCAUCCCAUGCCCAGCACAAAGCGUCUUUGCUUCUCUUCUCCACGGAGAUGGUGCUGAAUUCCCAAGACAUGGGUGGAGGGACACAGGCCUUUGGAAUAUAGGUAGAAAAAUGACCCAUGCCUGAAGUCUCGGUCCAGGGCUUGCUAUUUUAUCCCAUUGUCCUUGACCUGGGGCUAUAAAAUGUUCCCAGGCCUCCGAGUAUACUUACCUGCGACAAACUAGACACACCGCUAGAGCGUGCCACACACACACACACACACACACACACACACACACACACACACACGUGUAAAACCCCCAGGGACCAAACGAAUGACAAGGGCCUCCCCAGGAGAUGGGUGGGUCUCCCUUGAUCCAAAACAAGCAUAUUCAGCACAGAGCAUGCGCAGGAGAGCUGUACACAGCCAUGAGCUAAGACACACCGGCAAGGAAGAUACAAAAUGCACAGCAGUCACGUGGACACAGUGGGUGGACACAGAAUACACGAAGAAUACCCUGCUGUUGUUUCCACACACGAAAAACAUAAACUCACUUUACACACACCGUGCAUUCACUUAUACAAGACAUGCAACAUACAGCACACCCCAACAACACACACACAAUCUGCGUGCAGUGCACGCCCAUUGCUCAACCCCCAGCGCUGGAAAAGGCACUAACAAAAGAUCAGAGUCAAUCUCCUCCCUCUGUUUGCAUCUGUACCCUGAGAUAUCCUUCAGGAAGUCUCUUCUAGUCUUUCCUCUCCCUCUCACUCCCCAGAUUUCAGAGGAGUUACUCUUUCCCCAGGGUUCAAAGAUGGGCCACCAUUGUUAAGCAGAUCUCUGAGUAUGGCUGGAAAUUUCAUGGGGUGUCUAGCUAUUCACCCUCCUCCUACCAGAAACCCAUGUACAGAGUGUGGAAGGACCCAAGACAGCGGGUAGCCUGUUAGUAUGCACCCCUUGCCAAGCAGGCCCUUCCUUCAAAGCAGCAACCCCUCAUCCCCCCAAGACACCCCAUAGUCCAAGCUCUCGCUCUCAACUCCAGGAUCUCUCGAUUCAGCCCCAUUCUCUUGACAGAGUGGUGGCUCAGAAACUACUGGGUCCUGAGCCUAGAACUGGGGUGAAGCAGCCCCCCAACAUUCUCUCAGUCUAUAUACCUUAGUGCCUCUCGCUCCCCAGCGGCUUUGUCAGGGACGGGUCAGAAAAAGUCCAGACCAUGAAUGAACUUGUCCCUGACUUGCACGUAGCCGAUCACUUGUUCUUAAGAAUAAGCCCAAUGGGCUCAGCUCCUGAGUCCCCUUUGCGCCUCUGCCUUGAAGGACGCCACCUGGAAUCCUGACUCCCAUUCAACCGUUACACCUGAAGAAACUCACACCAGUUCAGCUUAAGUGAAACGUGGUUACAGACCUAAGCCGAAUGCUAAACAAGCAAGCUUUAGAGCAGGUGAUCCUUAUCCACAUUCUCGGGCCAGAUUUAAAUGCUUGUAAGACUGCCCACUGUUUUGGAUUACCGUGAAACUAGCAUUCUUGGCCGAGAGUUGGGUGUGUUUGGCAAAGAUUUCACCUCCAGUAGAAGUUAGCAGCUCAAGUGAGGCCAGGCACCAGGUGUCCCAGCUUGUCCCACCCACCUCCCCGUGACGGUCACUGCUCCAACCUCAUGGCAUUUCUGCCACAGCAAAAUAUGAAUGCGUGGGUCCAAAAUUUGCACAUUAAUCCAGCACGCUGGGCCUUUCGAGUGUUUUCAAGUUAAGAUAGCAAUUUUCUCUUGAACUUCAGAAGGCGUCUCCUCCAGUAGGCUCAAACUUUUCCCCAAAAGUUGGAGUUUUCAGGAAGCUAAAGAGAACAAGUUCCAGAACAGGUGAGGAGGUUGUCAGAGGGUAACUGAGCAGGUCAAAUAUCAGAGUAAAUUUGGGAGCCAAAAUUUAAUUUCAGGCAUAAUUAAGGUUCUGGACUACUUGAAGCUUCUGCAAUACAUGACACAUUUUCCCCUCCUCUUUGCUUCCCACUGUCCUGCUCAGCCGGGCUUCUGAGGCGGGAGUAGGCCUGUCACCAGGAGGAUGGCCUUUGAAAAAGAGCCCCAAGGGAGUGUGCCUGAUCUGAUGUGGAAAGGGCUCCCUUGGGAGUUUUGGUGGCCUGGGUGCUUAUGAGUCUACCCAGUAUGGGAAGGACUUCAGGUCUGGCUUGUUCUGUCUGCUCUCCCUGAGUUCUGCACAUCAGUGCAGUGAGGUCUUUGGGAAAAUUCCUUGUCAGCCAUAAAAUAUCCGUGUGAAGCCGUGCUGAGAGAAGGCGAGGCCCUCUGUCCAAAGGGACUCCAUGAGAGCUGAGGGGCCCAGGCUGCCACACAGUCUUGGAGAAUAGAGAGGAGGGCUGACGUUCCCCGAAGGACAGUCUGUAACUUGCAUAUGAGGGUGGCAGGAAGGGGCACAUGCUUUGAUUUACGCACCCAGAAGUGGGCCUGGCUGCAGCUCCCGUUUUCCUGGGCCCAUGGUCCUCACAGCCUGUUCGUCAUGGCUGAACAGGCUGCUCCAUAUAAGCUGUAAUGUCCAGGGUGCUCCUUAGUUGCCCAGUGGAGGUUCCCCAGCCCUGGCAGUGUCCACUGCCAGGUUUGAGCCCGUGACAUUAGCCUCAUGAACAUCAGGCAGGCCUGAGCCAGCGGCCAGGGCACUGGAUUCAGGAAUAUCCCGGUGGCUUUGUGACCACAUCUUCAACAUGGUCCUUUUCAGACCAGGCCUGCCCCACAGGGGGAGCAAGGGCGGUGUAGAGGUGGGUGGUCCCCUGCGGGCAGGGAAGGGUCUCUUCAUCCAGCUAACCCAGUUCACUGUUUUGCCUUCUUCCUCCUUCCUUCCCCCCCAAACUCAGCUCCAUCUCUCAUAGUUUGUGUUUGAAUAUUUUUAAAGAGGAAAAGUGCAAUAAAAUAAAUAGUGACUGUUUUCUUUAGCAAUAGCUAUUUCAAAACCUUGUUCUCAGGACUGACAACGGUAGUACUUGGAUUAUCAGAAAAAUGCCCUUGGCCUCUGGGCGUUAGUUCAGUCUCCGUCAUCCCCUCUUCUUCCCGCUGUUCACAGGGCUCCUGUCUUCUGAGGCUCUGACCCUCCUGGAAUGUGAGCAUGCGCAGAGGUAUGGUGUGUGCACAGGAAAGCCCACGACAGGCUCGCGUGUCCCCCUGUCUCUCCCAUGUGUGCCUGAGAGUGUGUGCAGGCCUCUGUGAACCUCCAGUCUCCUCCUAUCUACCUACCUUCACGAGCGUGUGUGCAACUUCUAGGUAGCGAAUCCUUGAGCUUGCUCAUCCUGUCAAUCUGGCAGGGUGUAAUGGAAGCCUUCAGGAAAGAGCUUACCAAUAGAUAAGAAUAAGGCAUCCUGAGCCAUUACAGAAGAUCAUUUCCAUGCACUAAAAGCCAUUACUUGAUCCAUUUGUUUCCCAUCCCCCCUCCCCAGGGAGAUGGAUGCUGGGGGAAUGUGGCCUGGAGGUUUACACCUGCUAUCAGUAGCCUGGGUAGAUUGGGGAAAUUGCCCUUGACUGUCCUAGCUUAACCAAAGGGACUCCAUGAGAGGUAGGGAGGGAAGGAAAUUUUUUGGUGAGUAGAGUUCUACAGGGAUAGAAGUUUGGGUGUUUAUGACAUGAAUGAAACACAGAACUGCCACUCACGCGGUCUGCAGUUGCACAAAUAUUUGCACACAUGAUGUGGAGGAGGGGGUCAAAAGAGUCCCCCUUUCCUGAAAAAUCUGUAGGGUUGACUAUUCAGAGUGGAUCAUCAGGGAAGACUGGCAACCCCGGGGCCAAUUCCACUCCUUUGCAAGCUACUUUGCUGCCACACACGUGGACAGCCAAACCUCAGUUACCUGGUGGGGAGUCCUCAGGGAAGGAGCGACCUGACUGCUCCCCACUCCUGGUUAUUUGGGAAUGGCAAAGCAUGUUUUGGUUCAGCCCUUGUUACUGAAAGCAAAAUUGCCUAAGUAGGUUGGUAAAAGCUUCUCUGCCUUAGUCUGUAGAAUGUUUGAAGGCCACGAAAGACCUUGCAUUGCUCAGGGUCACCAUUCUAAACCUCAGUGCUCACUGUACAGAAUGCAGAUGGGGAAGACCAAAGAGACGGUGGUUGUGCCUGGCGGUCAGGCACACCUGGAAGGUGGCUGUUUGGGCGAUCGUAGCUCCUCAGAUAACGAACGCCCUUGCCGCCGUUUGCCUCUUUCUACUGAAAGUAUAGAAAGACAAUGCAAUUCUCGCUCAUCGAGGUUUGGGUGGAUUGGUCCUGAGUAGCCAAGGUUUUCCAUAUAUACAUAUAUCUGUGUAUAUAAGUGUAUAGUAUAUGUAUAUAUGUACACCAUUGUUUCAACGAUUAUAUGAUAACACAGUGACCAAUCCCCUUAGCUUCACGGAUGUGAAAAAAAUUGGCAAUCCGAGAAAUAAACUGCAUUUAUUGAAUCUUUUCAAUGACAUUCUUGUGCAUGCUGCCCUCCUCUCCAGCUCAGCUCUUUUGCUCUGGGCAGGGCCCUCUCUCGAGAAGGCUGUUCUUUCCUAACAAAAGCUCGGGCUCCCAGAUCACCUCUUUCCUUUCCCUCCCAGGUGGCUGCCUGACUCAGGGAUAAAAGGGAAGUCUGAUCUAAGGGCCUGGUGCUUGAUCCUUUGUUCUGUCUGUGCAGCUUGGCUGGAACCUCACCACUGGGGACCAGAGAAGUUAUUCCAAACUUUGUCGCGCUAGGGGCGUGGAAAGCUGCAAGACGUGGCAAAGGAUUCAUUUGUUUAGUUGUUUUUCUUUGUCAUCGGAGGUGCCCUAGUCUUGAAUUUUGUGAGAUCUGAAAGUAACAUUUUUAAGGAAGAGCCAGAGAGCGUGAGACACGGUGCAGCAGCCGGUGCAGCUCAGAAACCCAGCCCGUGUUGAUUCUGACCCAGUCUAGGCUGGAUUCCGUUGCCUCUCUGGAGACACAUCUGGGUCUGUGCUAAAACCUGCCCUUAUUCUCUAGCUUCCCUGGCAGUGUGGUGGGUCAUGGGCAAAGGUGCCAGCCUCACCACCUGCCUUUGACUGUGCGCCCCCAACUUGCCUCCAUGGUAUCUGGGGCAAAGGUGCCUGCCGUCUCUCCGCACUCCCGGCAACCCUCUGGUCUGACCAAGCUGGCAGCAGUCAGCCAGGAGAAACCCAUACCCCAGACUUCGCAUGACAGGCGGGUAAACUAGGGCAGUUGAAGAGCCUGUCUAGAUGGCCACUUCUUACACUGCAUGACCUCAGCGUGGAAACGGAUAUAACUUUCUGUGCUCCGCUGCACUCCUAAAAUAGCCAGCUAUGUUCCAAAUGAGUUUGCAGCUGAGAACUCCCCGCAUCAUUCCACUGACGAUGCGCAGGGCAGGUGUGAUUGCAUAACCCUGUGGCCAGCUGCUGUGACAUCUAGGUAAUUGAGGGCAGUGUGACUGUGGCCGAACUGGACCGACGGUAGCUAAACAGGGGACCCAGGCCUGUGUCUCUUCUCAGUCCUCCCGAGAGGCCGCUCAGCCCUGCUCCUCCUUGAAAAUAAUUCCCCAGACACUGACUACCUUGUUUGGAUGAGCGCAUGAACACUCUAGUUGCUGGCAAAAGCAGGAGAUGAAGCUGGGCGUAAGGGAACACUUAGCGGCUGGCUUUGCUACCUGUACACCAGACAAUUCCCACGUCUGUUCGUAUCAUUGUCUUUUGAGCAGGUCACAGGGCAAGGUCUGUGACCUGCCAGGUGGCCCUAGGCAAGAGGAAACGGCCCCAGGCUGGGAAGCAGAAGGGAGAGCCAGGGAGCUGCCUGGCGGGCUUGGGCGAAGGUGGGUGUCAGCACCAGAGGGUCUGAACAUGCUCCCUGCUUGCUCCACUUCUGCCUUCACGUGGGAUCCAGCGACCCACUUUCCUUUUGUGGUCGUGCUUGGAUGAGUCCUCCAUUCGAGGGCCCCAGGAAGCUGGAAAGUCCCAUGAUUGAGCUCCAGCCUGCCGAGCAAACAGUGCCCUGGCCAAGUUGGCCUUGGCCUGGGUUUCUGCAUCCCCACACCCUCGCUCCGCUAAGGGUAAUCUUGGAACAGUCAGAGUUAUUGGUGCCAGCAAGCAAGGCGAAUUCUCUAGUUUUCAUCAGGGACACAGCUGUAAAGCUCCUGAGUGCGGGACGUGAUUUCCUCUGCUAGACCUGUGUGCUGCUGCGCUUAUAUAGGCCUUCUCUGGGGAGUCUACGUGUUACACACUCACAUCUAUAUAAAUGUGGAAAUGGCCGCUCACUCAGGCUCACCCAGCUCAGACUCUAACGAGGGCUUGCACUGGCUUCUUUACUGCCCAUGCAUGGAUUGACAGCUGCCCUCCCCUGUCCUGUCUCUAAUAAUUGCUGCAAACUCAGAGAAGAGAGGCAGAUAAAAAGCCUCCCUGGGAUCAAUAAGAGAAGGAACUCCAAGGCUGAUGGUGAAGCUUCGUAAGGAUGAUGCCGAAAGGGAACCGGGGUCUCCAUGGUGAUAAGAGGCUGGGGACCAAUGGGAGCUGAAGGCGGAGCAGGACUUGUGGGGAAGACGCAGGGGAGAUGGGAGUCGUUUAACUAUUUGUUAGCUUCAUGACAAUUUAGACACCAGCUGUAACUGCAUUGCACAGGAUGUAUAGAUAGUAUCAUUCUUGCUGACAUAUUCUGGUAGCUUUCAGCCCACCAACACUGCCCUGCUCAGGACUUCUGCAGCUGAGAGUUCCGGUGUCAGUAGGGUCUGAUAUUUGUACAUAGGUUAUACAUAUAUGUGUACAUACGUGCCUCAAUGAACAUUGCCUGUCCACCUGAUCAUGGGUGUAUACAGACUUCAUAGAACUCCACAGUCUUUUGUAAAUAUCAACACGAGUAAAUAAGUAUAUAAAUAUA